AUGGCGCAAACUAAUUCAGCCCUUUAUCCCGACCUCCAAGGUCGAGUUACUCUGGUCAUCGGAGCCGGACAGUCAGGCGACCCUAAUUCGAAAGUAUGGGGGAAUGGAGCGGCCAUUGCUAAAGUCCUAGCCUCCUCCGGGGCAAAGAUCAUCGCCUGCGAUGUGAACCUCGAAGCAGCGCAACGAACAGCAGCCCGCAUCCAAGCCGAUGGAGGAUUUUGCGAGGCCAUCCAGCUUGACGCAACACUCAGCAGCGAUAUCACACGAGUCGUCAAACAGGUAGUCGACAAAUACCAUCGAAUCGAUAUCCUCGUAAACAACGUCGGUCUCACCAAGACCGGCGACCCAGCAACAAUGCCAGAAGAGGCAUGGGAUGCUCAAUUUCAACUCAACUUGAAAACCGUCUAUCUCACCUGCAACGCCGUUUUACCGGUGAUGGAAAAGCAAGGCUCCGGGGCCAUCGUCAAUAAUGCUAGUAUUGCUGGGAUGAAGUAUCUUGGUAAACCGCAGAUUGCAUAUGCAUCUGCCAAGGCGGCGGUCAUUCACUUCUCGAAGAUCACAGGCGUGAUGUAUGCCAGUAAGGGAAUUCGGGUCAAUUCUGUGUCUCCGGGGAUGGUUUUUACACCACUGCUAGAGAAGUUGGGGGCUAGUAAGCUAGCGGAAGAGCGGGAGAUAUAUAAGAAGAUCACGGAUCAUAAUGUCCCCAUGGGGUUCAUGGGGGACGCGUUUGAUGUCGCCAAUGCGGUGGCAUUCUUGGCUAGUCGUUCGUCGCGCUAUGUUGUUGGUCAGAACUUGGUUGUUGAUGGUGGGCUCACGGGCUCGACUGGCACAGGUCAAAUUGUGUCUAAGCUUUGA
Molecule: messenger RNA, 855 nt
Organism: Penicillium salamii
Lineage: Eukaryota; Fungi; Ascomycota; Eurotiomycetes; Eurotiales; Aspergillaceae
Source: the annotation of a GenBank genome assembly